AUGAAUGGCUCCAGGUGUUUGCUGAACGCCGGACCGCACGCAGGCGCCAUAGACGACCUGCUACCCUCGCUGCCGGACCCGUACGACGACGAUGGGUCGGCGGCUCUGCAUGUACACACUACUGUAAGAGCAGACGGCGCGGGCGCCGUCUGCUCUUCCCUGCUGCUAGACGACGACGCUGAAGACGCUAACGACGCUAACGACGCUGACGCUGACGCUGACGACGAAAACAAUAGCAUGUCGCAGGACCUGUCCAGGGCGCUGGAGAUGUCUUCGUUGUGCUCCAGCCCGCCCGCCCGGGAGCGCCACCGCAGCUCCGUCAGCACGAUCUCCUCGAUCCUCCUCCGCCCGGGGAGAGCCGACCCGGACGAGACGGCCAGGAGCCUCAGCGUCCCUGCCCCUGCGGAGCACGAGCGGCCGGGCUUCUUCGCAAAGGCCUCCAGCAUCUUCUUCCGCAGAAACAGCACGCCCAGAGAUCAGCACACCCAGGCCGUCCCGGGAACCGUUAGCCGCCAACGGCCUCAACCGGCCCUCCCGGCGGCUAAAUCCGCAGCCGCCGACUCCCUGCGCCACCAGCAGCAGCUCGAGGACGGACUGUACGCCCGGGUGAUCGCAAACUUCCGCGCCAUAGGGUGGUGCUCCUCUCGCGAAAUAGAGUCGGUGGAAUAUAAACGGUCUUUGAUCAAUGCGCAGUGGGACGAGAAGAUCUCGCUCUUGUCGCACGCGCAGUGCUAUAAAUAA
This is a messenger RNA of Saccharomyces eubayanus, 741 nucleotides long. RefSeq lists its product as uncharacterized. The coding region runs from base 1 to 741 and encodes 246 amino acids. The transcript has a single exon. Lineage: Eukaryota; Fungi; Ascomycota; Saccharomycetes; Saccharomycetales; Saccharomycetaceae. The record is from RefSeq and is a predicted model, not a curated record.